Verticillium nonalfalfae is the source of this 951-nucleotide messenger RNA. RefSeq lists its product as uncharacterized. NCBI's taxonomy places the organism in Eukaryota, Fungi, Ascomycota, Sordariomycetes, Glomerellales, Plectosphaerellaceae. Gene Ontology annotation, molecular function: protein heterodimerization activity. Gene Ontology annotation, biological process: transcription initiation at RNA polymerase II promoter. Gene Ontology annotation, cellular component: transcription factor TFIID complex. The transcript is spliced from 2 exons. The coding region runs from base 1 to 951 and encodes 316 amino acids. The record is from RefSeq and is a predicted model, not a curated record.
AUGUCAGAAAGCCCACGGAAACGAGGUGCAAGCCUUGAGGCUAGUGACGAGCUCCAGUUCAACAACAAGAGGCAGCGACUCGAUGUCGACGGACAGAACGAGGCAGACCAGCCUGACCCUGGGGCGAGCCGCGCAAGCUCUUCCGUCACCAUCCCAUCACUCGAAUACCAAUCCCAAUGCAGCCUGGAGAGAUCUAUCGGCCUGGCGUUGAAGCAUGUAGGAUUCGAUGGUGCCGAGCCAACAGCAAUGGCUAGCUAUGUGUCCCUCGUCGAGACGUACCUGGCAUCCUUCAUCGACGAUCUCAAGCGCAUAGCUCUGGGCGCCCGCAGAGAGCAGCCGACACCUGCCGAUUUCGAGACCACCAUGCGGCGGUUCGCCCUCGUCACGUCCUCGUUGAAACCCCACCUCAAGAACCCAAUUCCUGAAGAAGACCUGACGCCCUCCUACUUCAACGCCCUGCUGAACGACGAGAGUGCAGAUGCCGCUCUGCCACUGCUGUCUGACGAGUUGAGCGGCAGGCACGAGAAAGAGGAGAGAGCCCAUAUUCCCCGACCUUUUCCGGAGUUCCCAAGCCUCCACACAUAUCGCUACACGCCGAGAGAGGAUGACAGUGGCCGCGACUCCAAGAAGAUUCGCGAAGAGGCGGCCAAGGCGUCGAAGCAGGGCGAGGAGGCCCUUCGCGGCCUGGUGCGCGCGUCCAAGAUGCGCAAGCAGAAGGAAGUCAGCGACCUGUCGAAGCGCGACACCAUUACCAAAUCACGAUAUGAACUCUGGGAGGCCGCUAUGAAGAAGUUCGUGAAGCAGGACGGCGGCGAGAGCGGGCAGCUUGAAAUUGCCGACCAUAGCAUGAUUGUCAACGCUGAUUCGAGAUAUCUACGGAAACCUGUGCCGCGGCAGGGCAAACGGGCCGGAGGCUCCGGGGCGCAAGGACAGUCCGGCGUUGGCAGCUGA